UCAGUCAUAGCUUGUGGCCAAACCUACGAAAACCAUGAAUAUAUUCAUAAAUUGAAAAAUACUCCACUAUACAUCGCCCACUCUGAGAUGAAUCAUGCAUUUAUAGCAUUUUAGAACUCCAUACUGCAGCUUGAAACUAAACAAUACAUUUUAUUUAAAUUAUUCCAGCACAUUACAGCUCACUUCUAGAGUCGUAAUGCUUUAGGGACACCACAUUACAGAAUACUCUUCCUUCUGGAUGUGUGUACCGACCGUCAGGUUAACCCUUUGUGGGGAAAACGAUGCUUAAAGAAAAGAAAAAAAGGCAAUUCUCUGUGAGAUGGAGCGAGUUUUGGGGUGUCCUCGCUCCUGAUUGGUCCAAAACUAUCCGAACUGGAGAUCUCCGUCCAAUCAGGAGCUGCGCGUGCUGCCCAGCGAAAGCCACCUGCUCAGAACGGACUUCAAACCGCGGAGGGAGCGCGUGCGUGCGCGAGACGGAUCUCUUGAGGGGAUCUGAUGACUUUUUCCAGCACGCGAGUGUUUUUUUUUUUGUUGCUACGAAUCUCCGUUUCUGAACGCUUGUGUAGGUCGAGAAGGCGCUGCGUUUCAACAUGCACGGAGUUGAGCUAAUGAAGAGCAGCUUAAUCAGUGGACCUGUUUUCUAAUAACCAUAGUCAUGUUAAAAGCCUUAAAGAUGAAGCAUCUCUCAGCUCUGCUGGUUUUGUGCUUGCACAUGGUCAUAUCUGAGGCAGAGCCCAGUGUAGCACUAGGCCCGCUAGGAUGGAGGGAAAACGAUAAGGAUAAAAGCAUUUCUCAGCAUGGUUCGCGCUCAGAUCUUCUCAAACCUGUGUGGCUUUUCUCACACCUGUCCUUAACCAGUGAAGCCCCCCAGCAGCCUGCAGUACAAGACCUGUGGGCCUGGCUGUUUAAUCGCACAGAAGAGAACGAACAUAGUCUGGCUAGAGCCAAGCGGCGACCCAUCGUCAAGACGGGCAAAUUCAAGAAGAUGUUCGGUUGGGGUGACUUCCAUUCAAACAUUAAGACCGUCAACCUCAACCUAUUCAUCAGAGGCAAGAUUGUUGACCACGGCAAUGGCACGUUCAGCGUCUACUUCCGUCACAACUCCACAGGUCUCGGCAACGUGUCGGUGAGCCUGGUGCCGCCUUCCAAGGUUGUCGACUUUGAGAUCAGCCAACAGGAAACCCUGGACGUCCCCAAAGACACCAAGUCCUUCAACUGCAGAGUGGAGUACGAGAAGACCGACCGGAACAAGAGGACAUCCUUUUGCAGCCACGACACAGGCAGGGCGUGCUUCCAGGAACAGACGCAUAGCCACAUCUCCUGGCUGUGCUCCAAGCCCUUUAAAGUCAUCUGCAUCUACAUUGACUUCUUCAGCGCUGACUACAAACUGCUGCAGAAGGUCUGCCCGGACUACAAUUACCACAGUGACAUGCCUUAUACUUCAAUGGGGUAGAGUUCCAAGAUUGCCACGAGCUUAACACGUCUGUGGAAUUGAAUUUCUGUUAUCACAGCCCACCUUUCCUUGUUACCUUCUUGUGAUGAGUGGGCAGAAGAAAGUAAAGCAAGUUGAAGGUACUGCUAUGAGCAAUCCUCAUGGAAGGUUCGAGAUUAUUUUAAGGAAAAGAAUCUUACAAAUCUGUAAAGCCUAACAAAUUUUGUCAUGAUCCACCUUUUGAUAAUGUUCCGUGUUUUGCAUGUUGUAAUAGUAUUUGUAAACUUGAUCGUCAACAGUACUUCGGUGGACGUACACACUCGCAAACGUUCGUUCAGUCAUUCACCUUGAACUAUGAUUCCUUACCAGAUGAUAAAGAGAACAAAUCCUCUGUUUCUGAUGUCCAUUAUGACAUUACCCCUUAAAUGUGCUCAGUGACAUCUUUAUGUCGUCCGCCAAGAAAACAAGCUAUGACGUGAUACGUUUUAUAAUCGUAGUGAAUACCCGUCUUCUUGAUUCAUUCUGUACAAUUCGUUUUUAUCAUUAAAAAGCUGUGAUCCCCAGACA
Messenger RNA from Ictalurus furcatus (blue catfish), 1999 nucleotides. It is a transcript of the gene nxph2b, whose product is annotated as neurexophilin 2b. The coding region runs from base 656 to 1453 and encodes 265 amino acids. The transcript has 3 exons. NCBI's taxonomy places the organism in Eukaryota, Metazoa, Chordata, Actinopteri, Siluriformes, Ictaluridae. The record is from RefSeq and is a predicted model, not a curated record. Gene Ontology annotation, molecular function: signaling receptor binding.